Messenger RNA from Prionailurus viverrinus (fishing cat), 3565 nucleotides. It is a transcript of the gene IFIH1, whose product is annotated as interferon induced with helicase C domain 1. The coding region runs from base 370 to 3450 and encodes 1026 amino acids. The transcript is spliced from 16 exons. Gene Ontology annotation, biological process: positive regulation of interferon-beta production; response to virus; innate immune response. NCBI's taxonomy places the organism in Eukaryota, Metazoa, Chordata, Mammalia, Carnivora, Felidae. Gene Ontology annotation, molecular function: double-stranded RNA binding; single-stranded RNA binding; ATP binding. The record is from RefSeq and is a predicted model, not a curated record. Gene Ontology annotation, cellular component: cytoplasm.
AACUACAAGAAGUGCCCGGCGGAAAGCGGGGCUCAAAGCUCCCUCUCGAGUUUGCGGCGGCGGGUCUCUGGCGGGUCUCCGGCGAGCACUGCAGAGAGUCGGAGGUAGCGCGCCUGCCCGUCCGCAGGGUCUCGCCGCCGCGUCCCUAGGCCCGUAGGCCCGGCCACCUGCCCACCCGCCCCCUCCACGGGUGCGACCAACCGCGCCCUCGCGCCCCGGCCCGCGGGCCCUGCGCGCACCCCGGCCGUCAGGCACCUGACUGUGAACCCUGUGGCUGCCAAGGCGCGCACCUCUCACCUGUUGAGCAGAGAACAGCAACCGUCGGUCUACGUGGGAGAACCCCCUCCCUUUUCUGAGCACGAACGAAAGAUGUCGAACGGAUAUUGCGCAGACAGGAGUUUCUGCUACCUCCUCUCGUGUUUCAGGACCAGAGUGAAAACGUACAUCCAGGUGGAGCCCGUACUGGACUACCUGACCUUUCUCCCUGCAGACUUGAAGGAGCAGAUUCAGAGGACGGCCGUCACCGCUGGGAACAUACACGCAGCGGAACUGCUUCUGAGCACCUUGGAGAAGGGAGUCUGGCCCCCAGGCUGGGCUAGACAAUUUGUGGUGGCCCUUCAGAGAGCAGGCAGCGUUUUAGCCGCCCGCUACCUGAACCCAGAGCUCACCGACUUGCCCUCUCCAUCCUCUGAGAACGCUCAUGAUGAGUGUCUCCAGCUGCUGAACCUCCUUCAGCCCUCCCUGGUGGACAGAAUUCUGGUUAAAGAUGUCUUGGAUAAGUGUGUGGAGGAGAAACUGUUGACAAACGAAGACAGAAAUCGGAUUUCUGCUGCAGAAAGCAAUGGAAAUGAAUCAGGUGUAAGAGAGCUACUGAAAAGGAUCGUGCAGAAAGAAAACUGGUUUUCUGCAUUUCUGACUGUUUUGCGUCAAACAGAAAACUAUGCCCUUGUCGAGGAGCUAACAGGCACCACUUGCUUUGGAAGCAAUGCAGGGACUGAGAGUUUAUCACAAGAAGAUGGCCCUGAAGUUAAAGAGGGGGUUCUUGUAGCCACGGGUCAGCUGAGUCCAGACAAAGAAGGUCGGGACACGGAGACUCACUCACUGGAAUCGUCUUUUGCGGAUCCUUGUGUAACUUCAGAAUCAGACACAAGUUUGGCAGAAGGAAGUGUCAGCUGCUUAGAUGAAAGUCUUGGACAUAACAGCAACAUGGGCAGUGAUUCAGGCACCAUGGGAAGUGAUUCAGAGGAAGAACAUGUGGCAGAAAGAGCAUCCCCUGAGCCAGAACUGCAUCUCAGGCCCUACCAAAUGGAAGUUGCCCAACCAGCCUUGGAGGGGAAAAAUAUCAUUAUAUGCCUCCCUACAGGGAGUGGGAAAACCAGAGUGGCCGUUUACAUUGCCAAGGAUCACUUGGACAAGAAGAAAAAAGCAUCUGAACCUGGAAAAGUUAUAGUCCUUGUCAAUAAGGUACCACUAGUUGAACAGCUCUUCCGCAAAGAGUUUGAACCAUUUUUGAAGAAAUGGUAUCAUACUAUUGGAUUAAGUGGUGAUACCCAAUUGAAAAUAUCAUUUCCAGAAGUUGUCAAAACCUAUGAUGUUAUCAUCAGUACAGCCCAGAUCCUUGAAAACUCCCUUUUAAACUCAGAAAUAGGAGAAGAUGAUGGUGUCCAGUUGUCAGACUUUUCCCUCAUCGUUAUUGAUGAAUGCCAUCACACCAACAAAGAAGCAGUCUAUAAUAACAUCAUGAGGCGUUACUUGAAACAGAAGUUGAAAAACAAUAAACUCAAGAAAGAAUGCAAACCAGUGAUUCCCCUACCUCAGAUACUAGGACUGACAGCUUCACCAGGUGUUGGAGGAGCCAAAAGGCAAGCUGAAGCCAAAGAACAUAUUUUAAAAAUAUGUGCCAAUCUUGAUGCAUGUACCAUUAAAACUGUGAAAGAAAAUAUAAAUCAACUCAAAGGCCAAAUAAAAGAGCCAUGCAAAAAGUUUGCAAUCGCAGAUGACACCAGAGAAGAUCCAUUUAAAGAUAAACUUGUAGAAAUAAUGACCAGGAUUCAAAGUUUUUGUGAAAUGAGUCCAAUGUCAGAUUUUGGAACUCAACCCUAUGAACAAUGGACCAUUCAAAUGGAAAAAAAAGCUGCAAGAGAAGGAAAUCGCAAAGACCGAGUUUGCGCAGAGCAUUUGAGGAAGUACAAUGAGGCCCUACAAAUUAAUGAUACAAUUCGAACGAUUGAUGCUUAUAAUCACCUGGAAGCUUUCUAUAAUGAUGAAAAAGAAAAGAAGUUUGCAGUCCAAGAAGAUGAUAGCGAUGAGAGUGGUGAGGAGGGUAACGAUGAUGGUAACGAAGAUGAGGAUGAUGACAAGAAGCCUUUGAGAGUGGAUAAGACAGAUAGAUUUCUCAUGGAUUUAUUUAUAGAAAACAAUAGAAUGUUGAAAAAGCUGGCUGAAAACCCAAAACAUGAAAAUGAGAAGCUGACCAAAUUAAGAAACACCAUAAUGGAACAAUACACAAGGACUGAGGAAUCAGCCCGAGGAAUAAUUUUCACAAAAACACGACAGAGUGCAUAUGCCCUUUCCCAGUGGAUUACUGAAAAUAAAAAAUUUGCUGAAGUUGGCGUCAAAGCCCAUCAUCUGAUUGGAGCUGGACACAGCAGUGAGUUCAAGCCCAUGACACAGAAUGAACAAAAAGAAGUCAUUAGUAAAUUCCGCACUGGAAAAAUAAAUCUGCUUAUCGCUACCACAGUGGCAGAAGAAGGUCUGGAUAUUAAAGAAUGUAAUAUUGUUAUCCGUUAUGGUCUCGUCACUAAUGAAAUAGCCAUGGUCCAGGCCCGAGGUCGAGCCAGAGCUGAUGAGAGUACCUACGUCCUGGUUGCCCACAGUGGUUCAGGAGUUAUUGAACGUGAGAUAGUUAAUGAUUUCCGAGAGAAAAUGAUGUAUAAAGCUAUAGACCAUGUUCAAAAUAUGAACCCAGAGGAGUAUGCUCAUAAGAUUUUGGAAUUACAGAUGCAAAGUAUAAUGGAAAAGAAAAUGAAAAUCAAGAGAAGUAUCACAAAGUAUUACAAGGAAAACCCAUCGUUAAUAAAUUUCCUCUGCAAAAACUGUGGUGUGGUAGCCUGCUCUGGGGAAGACAUCCAUGUAAUUGAGAAGAUGCACCAUGUCAACAUGACACCAAUAUUCAAGGAACUCUACAUUGUGAGAGAAAACAAAGCCCUACGAAAGAAGUUUGUAGACUAUCAAACAAAUGGCGAGAUUAUCUGCAAAAUAUGUGGCCAAGCUUGGGGAACGAUGAUGGUGCACAAAGGCUUAGAUUUUCCUUGUCUCAAAAUAAAGAAUUUUGUAGUGGUUUUCAAAAAUAAUUCACCGAAGAAACAAUACAAAAAGUGGGUGGAAUUACCGAUCACGUUUCCUGAUCUUGACUAUUCAGAAUAUUGUUUGUUAAGUGAUGAGGACUAACACUCGAUUUGAGACUCUUUAAAAAAUAUUAUCAUCUUAACAUUUACUUUGAUUUUGAUGAGUGUUUUUACUAUACUACAGAACUGAUAUGAGGAUUAAUAAAGUCAUUGCCUUA